Molecule: messenger RNA, 2559 nt
Organism: Neurospora hispaniola
Lineage: Eukaryota; Fungi; Ascomycota; Sordariomycetes; Sordariales; Sordariaceae
Product: beta-lactamase/transpeptidase-like protein
Exons: 3
Coding region: 1-2559 (852 amino acids)
Source: RefSeq, a predicted model, not a curated record
AUGAGCCGAUUGGGUAGUAAUUCUGUCGAGAAGGCUACAUACAGGAGGGAAGCAAGCCCGAUGGCUCAUCAAACUUCGAUUUGUGUCCCUGAACCCAUGCUUCACCUACUCGUCUCGCUCCUGUCCAUGGCCAUGAUGCUCAACCUCCGAAGCUCUCAUGACGACAGCGGCUUACUACAACGACUCUUCACGAUGCGGUUCCUGUCGCGUGCCUCUGGCGUUGCCGACGAAGUGUUUGGUGAAUGCAUGGCUGCUACAAAACUGGUUGUUUCACGAACGUUUGGCUUUCGCCAUGAGAGUACGGAGGGUAUUGACGAGGAAGCCAUCGGAAAGAGGGAUACGGACAGAUACCAACCACCUGCUGAAGCCUCUAGACACCGUCGUCAAGAUAGCAUCUCUAGACGGGCCCUCGACAACCCUUAUUCACCCAAAAUAUCAGCGACUAGUACCCUCAUCAACGACACCAGUUACUCAACAACUGUUCCCAAGCAACCUUCGUUGCCGUUGUCGGUGGAGGAGAUCUUGGCCCUUACGAAGCCCACUAUUGAGAAGCUUUUGCAAGAUUCCGGGAGUGUGGGGGCUUCUAUAGGGGUCCUUCGCCAUGGUCAACAACAUUUUGUCAAUCUGGGGACUCAGGAUCUGGGAGUUGCCACGCUUCCGGAUAAGGAUACUGUCUACCUCACCUCAUCAAUGUCAAAGCCAAUCAUUUCUACGGCAGUAGGAAUUUUGAUGGAUGACUUUUCGAAAUACCAGCUCAAGUUCGACACCCCUGUAUCAGCAGUCUUGUCUGAGCUCAAAGGCAGUCCCGGUAUACUGAAAACAUACACCAACCAGGAGCUUACCGUUGGUGACCUUUUGGACCUUCGUUCCUCGUUUCAGUGGAUGACGAAUCUGUGGGAAAGCCCCAAUGGCGAUAUUCCAUGGAAGACCAUAGAUCCUGUCACCUCCCUGCUCCAACAUCUCCCAGCAAACGAUACUUACACGUCUCAAGAGGGUUUUGUCUACAACCGGAAUUACUCGAACGAGUGUUUUGCCUUGAUGGCUAUGAUUAUCGAAAGAAAGACUGGGCAUUCAUGGACGGAAUUCGUCCGUGAAAAGGUUUUUGAGCCACUUGGAAUGCACGACACCUUCGUCGGGUUGACAGAAGCUGAGAAAAAUAGCAAGUCCCAGAUCUUUGCCAAGUCACAUUCGGUUCAGGUGACGGGGGUCAUGCCGGAACUUCUGCAAUGCACAGAUGCACACGGGGUGGUCUGCAGAACUAAGAUUGCAGAAUGCUUCGACAGACACUACGGCCACAUUCCACAACCUGUCGAAAUUCUCCCGUCCCAGGCUUCGGGAGCCGGUCCUGUGGGACCACCGCCGGUCGCCGCGGCAGCAGGCAUCAUGUCUACCACCUCUGAUCUUCUCAAGUUUUACAGCAAGAUUAUGGAUGUUUGCAACCAAAGACAACAGCAGCAAAACAGCAAGCUUCUCUCGUAUCAAGACCAUGUCAGCUCCCCUCUCGAGCGAGGCAUAAACCAUCUCUUCUCUCACAUAGAGAGAAAAUUGUCUCCUAAUCCAUUCAGUAGCACAUGCACCUACUCCGGCGGUUGGAACACCGUCACCGUACCCAUGACCUCCGAAGAGCGGAACGCCUCCCCAAGACCAAGAUGGCCAGGCGCAGAUGGCGACAACGCCAGACGAUUAGAGAGCGCUAUUAACAGCAAGGUCCAUGGGGAUAACCUGGAUUAUACCUUUUUCGUUACAAAACCUGAGCUCAAUGUCCCCGAUGUCAACACGGAAAUUGACACGCCCCCCGUCACUGAGCCUGAAAUGAACAACAAGCACCUCGCCCUCUACCACGGCGGUAACAUGGUCGGCGCUACGUCUUUCUGCUGGUUGCUUCCCGACCACGAAACAGCCGUGGUAGUACUCUGCAAUACGAGGGGGUUCUUGCUCGACGCUGCGAACCUGAGCGGGAUGUUGUUGGCUGAGUGUUUGUUUCUCGCCGAGUUAGGUUCCGAUUCCCACCACGAUGCGGGAUCUGUCAUCAAGACUGUGAGAAGGACUUGUGAAGACACGAAAAAGAUGGCUAGGGCGAUCCAAAUCGACUAUCUAUACAAUCUGGCGAGGUACGAACACACACUUGCUUCGCGGUUCCGUGAAGUGGCAUCGCCUCCAGACGCAGGCGAAACAGAACUUGAAAGGUUUCAAGGCAGAUACGAACUCACCCAGGAUGUCUUUAUUACCAUCACUGGAGAGAAAAGGGGUCUGGUCCUGCGACUUUACGGUACCGGAUACGGGUACUUGCUACGCGAACUGCACGAAAGGGUAGACAAUGAAGAGCUGGAAAAGACAAUGACUUUUGCCCAACCGAUGGCAGAGCUGAUACCGAGCGGAGUUGGAGGGACAAAUAGGUUGAAGGUGGAGGACUUUGUGGUGGUGUUUAAGCGGGAGACGAUGGCAGGGGAAUGGAAGGGGUUUGAAUGGAACUUUGCGAGGAAUAAGACUACACGGAAACAAGGAGAUACAAGCCCGUACUUUUGGCGUCGGAUGACGGAGAAAGGGACUUGGAUCUAA